GUUCGCCAGUUCAAAAAGAAAAAAAAAAAAAUUUCGCGAACUCUUGAUUCUCUCCUUCGGGGAUUCAACCUCCAUCGUUUUCUCCCUCUCGAUCGAUCGAUCGAUCUGAUGAUGCCGGCGAUCAUGAAUCCGAUCGGCCUCCAGAUCCAUCCCCUAUGAGCAAUCCGAUACGCCUGCUGCGCCCACCCCGAUCCGGAACCGUUCUCUCAUGGCGGCGCCGAGGAGCGUGAUCGUGGACAUGGCGAGGCUGCUGAGGGACGGCGAGGCCGCCGCCGCCGCCGCCAAGGGGGAGGAGGACGACUCCCCCACCGGCAAGGGGCCCAAGCCGGAGCGGUUCCCGCUGUCGCGUGGGGAGCUCGCGGUGUUCGCCGGCGUCUUCCUCUUCUUCGCCGCGGGGCUGUUCUGCAUCUACAAGACAAUGCCCGCCGCCGAGUACGGCAGAAUCAAGCUCCCCCGCACGAUUUCGGAUCUCCGCGUCCUCAAAGAUGAUCUCUCACUGUAUGCUAAAGAGUACCCAGCAAAGUUCAUUCUCGGUUACUGCUCAACUUACAUCUUCAUGCAAACUUUCAUGAUACCUGGAACAAUCUUCAUGUCCUUGCUCGCUGGAGCUCUUUUUGGUGUCAUAAGAGGCCUUUUCCUAGUUGUCUUCAAUGCCACAGCCGGAGCAUCUUCAUGCUUUUUUUUGUCCAAAUUGAUAGGCAGGCCCUUAGUGAGUUGGUUGUGGCCUGAGAAGUUGAGAUUUUUCCAAGGAGAGAUAGCAAAGCGCCGGGAAAAGUUGCUGAAUUAUAUGUUAUUUCUGAGGAUAACACCAACACUGCCCAACCUUUUUAUCAAUUUGGCUUCUCCAAUUGUUGAUAUACCCUUUCAUAUUUUCUUUUUGGCAACAGUAAUUGGUCUUCUUCCAGCCUCUCUCAUAACUGUCAGAGCUGGCCUUGCUCUUGGAGAUCUUAAGUCAGUUAAAGACCUAUACGACGGGAAAACUCUGUUGGUGCUGUUCCUGAUCGGCUUGCUUAUCAUAAUCCCCACCCUCUUCAAGAGAAAACGAACUUAUGAAUGAGUCAUAAGUGAUAAGCCCCCUGUGAAAUGUUGUCGGAAACUGCCAAUCUGGGGACUGCUGAGACUGGGAUGAACUGAAGAUCCAGUGGCUUAAGUCUCGAUCGUCUUUGUUGGAGUUCAGCUAAAAGGCAGCUCUUAACCCCAUAUUGUGACCCACAAGUCGACUAUGGUCCCCCACACCUAUAGCAAUACAAAUUAAACCCAGACGUAAAACUGUAACUUGUACUGCUCCUUUUAUGUCUGUCCAACAAUAUAUGAGCACGAGGUAUAAUGUGGCAAUUGGAGCCCUCACAUUUUUUGCAGGGGUUCACUGUUGUACUCCUUUUCGAUGGAAUGAUGCUAAGGAUUCUAGUUUAUCUGAUGCUAGUGAAUUAUAAUGUAAUAGCAUCAUGAUCUCCGCGAACAAGGUGGACAUGCAGCGGUGACUCCUUCAGUUGAUUUGAUUUACCAUUCUUUUUCCCUUAUGAGAUGACCCGCAUGAUUUUCCUA
Syzygium oleosum is the source of this 1545-nucleotide messenger RNA. RefSeq lists its product as uncharacterized. The transcript has 4 exons. Bases 209 to 1057 code for a protein of 282 amino acids. The record is from RefSeq and is a predicted model, not a curated record. Lineage: Eukaryota; Viridiplantae; Streptophyta; Magnoliopsida; Myrtales; Myrtaceae. Gene Ontology annotation, cellular component: endoplasmic reticulum.